CUCCCGGAGCGACCACUGGACUCGGGGGCGGGGCCUGGGCACAAGAUGGCCGCUGCGCGCCCGGAGUCCCCGAGUCCGAGGUCAGCGGCCCCGGAGCCGAGAUCCCCGGAGCCUCCGGACCUGGUCCUGGUGCCUGACGACAGCCGCCCGGCCACUCCCCCGAGUGACCUCAUCGAGAUCCAGGUGGUGAAGGUGACGGACACCACGCUGGUACCUGAGCCCCCGGAGCCAGGUUCUCUCCACUGUGCCUUGUGCCCAGCUGUCUUCCGGCUGGUCUCCGAGCUGCUGUUCCACGAACACGGCCACCUGGCGGGGGCUGAGGGUGGUGGGCAGGGUGGGGACCCAAGCCGGUGUCAUGUGUGUGGCCACAGCUGUCCAGGCCCCGCCAGCCUCCGUGCCCACUACAGCCUGCACACGGGGGAGCGGCCCUACCGCUGCCCGCUCUGCCCCCGGGCCUUCAAGGCCCUGGCACCUCUGCUUCGGCACCAGCACCGACAUGGGGUGGAGCCGGGGACCUCUCAAAGGCCUCCGGAGGCGGCGGCGGCUCAAGAACAGCGGCCCGGGGUGCCCCAGGAGAGGUCGGAGGUGGUGAUGGCAGCGGCGGCCGCAGGCGCGGCGGUGGGGAAGCCUUUCGCCUGCAGGUUCUGCGCCAAGCCGUUCCGCCGCUCCUCAGACAUGCGAGACCACGAGCGGGUGCACACGGGCGAGCGGCCCUACCACUGCAGCGUGUGCGGCAAGGGCUUCACCCAGUCCUCGGUGCUCAGCGGCCACGCCCGCAUCCACACUGGCGAGCGCCCCUUCCGCUGCGCCCUCUGCGAUCGCACUUUCAACAACUCCUCCAACUUCCGAAAGCAUCAGCGCACCCACUUCCACGGGCCGGGACCGGGGUUGGGAGACUCUGGAAGCCAGCUGGCAUCGGGGGCCGAGGGGUCAGGGAGUGGGUGUGGGGCAGGAAACACUCUGGAAGAGGGACGUGGGGAGACCACCAAAGUGAAGGUGGAGAUCGACCAGUAGUCUGGGAGAACAGGAACGUGGGAGGUAGGCAGAAGGUUGCAGGGGAGGGGUGGGUGGGAAACGGAGGCAGGGAAGGAAGGGGAGAGGUGACAUAAGAGCCCACGGAGAUGGCAACAAGCGGCCAGUGUGGGCAAGCAGAGGGAGAAGCGGACUCAGGACGCUCACAAACCACACAGCACCUGCACGAGAUUCAGAGGAAGGCACAGAGGCAGCCCUGUGGAUGCCCAGCGAAAUGCAAGGAACACGGGCUCGAUUUCAUUGCCCCAUUUGCCCCCCUGACGGGUUGUCCUUGCGCAAGACACAGCUUGCGGCAGCAGAGCUGAGCACUGCAGAGGGGGGAUUAGGAUGGAACCUUUUGCCUACCUCACUGGAUUGCACUGACCAUGGGAUGCCUACCCAUCCUCAGGCAGAAGAUGCCCACCGGGUCCUCCAUAAAGAGACUGGGACCCCAUCACCUCAAAGCCAGAGGGUCCCCAAGUCAUAGCCAAGAGCGCUCAAGUCACAAGGUUGGAAGCCUGGCCGUAAGAAUUUUGACUGCAGGAGCUGCUAGCCCUGCUCCCAUGUGGUCCCUCCCUAAGCCACCCAGACUCCUCUUCCAAGGCAACUGAAAACCCAGACUACGAACAGUCACCUAACAUCCCCCUCCUAAAGCUUCAGGCUCAGAGCCCAUGGUCCCCCAGGUCUACAAAGUAGCCUCAAGUUUCUCUAACUACCUUCACUCCCAAUUUGAAGCAAACGGCUUACAGCCUGGUCCCAAGCUAUGCCAAGGAAUGGUUGGUGGGUGGCAGUGUGGUGGCCUGGCUGGCGUCUGGCGGGUGGGGAACAGGAGUUGGGUCACUGGGGGGUUGGGCAAAGGAGGAGCUGGAGGUGGGAAGCUUCCAGUUCUAUUCCCAUUAAAGGACUUUAUGAAGGGUUUUCUCUAUGUUGGUCUUGUGUUCCAGGGCUGGGGGUAGAAGGGCCACACCGUGGUCCUGGCCUCAGCAGUGAGUUGCAACUCUCUCCAAACCUCUGUUUCCUCAUCUUUAGAAUGGGGUGGACAGCGUCUGGCUAUUCAGAGAAGCUACGUGGUUCAGCUAUGGGAUUGGGGGUCAGGGAAGUUUGGCAAAACGAAGGGACUCCUGUGUCAGGAUACUAAAGAAGGGAGAGCCCUGGAUUUGCACCCCUUCCUGUUCACCCAACACCCCCAUGAGCUGUCCCACAGACAACUCAUAAGGGGAACAGAAUUCAGUUUUUACCAAGGAAAUGCCCACGUUUCCCAUCACUGGCAUCACCACACAAGCCAGAAGCCUUGGCAGGUUCCUUGAGUCUUUUUCAUCCUUCAUCCAUUUAUCUGACUCCCUGUCAAUUUCCCGCUGUUGAGCCAAGUAUCUUUGGAAUCCGAACGCUUCUUUUCAUCAUCACUGCUCUUGUAGACCAAGCCAACAGUGGUCUCACACGUCCACGCCCUGCCCUCUUCAUUCUCCAUACUGUGGCCACGUGGAUCCAUCCUUCCCAAACUCAGAUCCCAACCUUGUCACCAACCCACAGCUCCUUGUGGCCGUGAGAAGGGAUUCCAAAUGUGAGUGCCUACAGGAACUGUGGUGGCAAUGUAACUAAGUGAGGAAAGUGGCCGGGUUUGAGGGGAAACCCCAGGACCAGCGAGGUGAGAUAGGACCACUGACACUUGGGCUCAGCGUUGGGAUUUGACAGUGCUAGGGAAAUGGCAGCAAACUGGAGAAUAUAUGCCACGUCCAAAGAGAGCAACGGCUACUUGGCCCCGGCAGGAUGCACACUGCAUUGCUAGAUCUUCCAAAUUUUUCAGAAGUUGCAUUAGUUCGUAUUAUGUAAAAUCUCUUGAUUUUCAAAUGUUGGCAACUAAGCCUUUUUUUUUUUUUUUUUUUUUUUUAAUGUAUGGGCUAAACCAAAUGUGUCAGUGUCUUAUAUCCAGCAGCUGCCAGCUUCCAGCCCCGGGCCUACAAGAUCACCCAAGCUCCGCUAUUUGGAAUUCAUGGCCCUUCAGGAUCCAGCCUCCUACCGCCAGCCUCUCAGACCAUACCAAUCUAUUUGAAAUUCUCUGGAACAGCUGGGUUGAGUUAGACACACAAAACCCUCCACCUGGAAUUCUUUGCCCACUUUACCUGGCAAGCUCCUGUGGCUCUGUCGUCCUU
Balaenoptera acutorostrata (minke whale) is the source of this 3161-nucleotide messenger RNA. It is a transcript of the gene ZNF784, whose product is annotated as zinc finger protein 784. NCBI's taxonomy places the organism in Eukaryota, Metazoa, Chordata, Mammalia, Artiodactyla, Balaenopteridae. The record is from RefSeq and is a predicted model, not a curated record. The transcript is spliced from 2 exons. Gene Ontology annotation, cellular component: nucleus. The coding region runs from base 46 to 1014 and encodes 322 amino acids.